Metarhizium robertsii ARSEF 23 is the source of this 672-nucleotide messenger RNA. RefSeq names its product mitochondrial dicarboxylate transporter. Gene Ontology annotation, molecular function: succinate transmembrane transporter activity; sulfate transmembrane transporter activity; thiosulfate transmembrane transporter activity. Bases 1 to 672 code for a protein of 223 amino acids. NCBI's taxonomy places the organism in Eukaryota, Fungi, Ascomycota, Sordariomycetes, Hypocreales, Clavicipitaceae. The record is from RefSeq and is a predicted model, not a curated record. Gene Ontology annotation, biological process: phosphate ion transmembrane transport; oxaloacetate transport; thiosulfate transport. The transcript is spliced from 4 exons.
AUGACGACGUCAAAGCCUCGCACUGAGCCUUUCUGGCUUGGGUACGUAUUGGAUGCCCUGCUCGCCCGUCAUGGUGAAGCAACAACUUACACCAAGUUGUCUAUUCAGCGGCGCGGCGGCAUGUAUGGCCGUCUGUUUCAUCGCAUGCAGGUCCUCAAGUCCAGCAACUCCAUGUUGAGCACAAUGUACAGAUUUGGGCUCCGAGACGGUACGCCACCCCAAACUCUGAGAAUCGGGCCUCAACUUACCCCGACGUAUUCCCCAGGUAUUCCCUCAUUAUGGGGCGGCCUAUCGGCGUCUAUUCUGCGACAAGGCACAUACUCAACUGCCCGAUUUGGCUUGCACAAUCAUCUUUCCUCACAGUUGCUCCAGACGUCCGGUAGAGAUAGGCUUCCGACAUCAUGGAAUAUUGCUUGCGCGGGGGUUUCCGGUGGAAUUGCCGGGCUGAUUGGCAAUCCUACUGAGGUUGUUCUUGUCCGUAUGUGCGCCGAUGGAGCAAAGCCUGCAAGUGAUAGGUUCCGAUACUCGAAUCCGUUAGUUGGUUUGUGGCGGGUUUGGAAAGAAGAGGGGGCGAAGGCGUUUGGUCGUGGGAUUGGACCGAAUGUCACGAGAAGUGUUCUCAUGAAUCGCAUCCUAUGCGUCCGCAAAGCAGUCUCUGCUGGCAUCGAAUAA